Messenger RNA from Babesia ovata, 762 nucleotides. RefSeq lists its product as uncharacterized. Lineage: Eukaryota; Apicomplexa; Aconoidasida; Piroplasmida; Babesiidae. Bases 1 to 762 code for a protein of 253 amino acids. The record is from RefSeq and is a predicted model, not a curated record. The transcript has a single exon.
AUGGUAUACAAUUCUUUGACCGAGGCUCCUCACAACCUUAAAGAGGGCAUUGACUGGUUGCUUGCCCUGGGGGGAACCGAUGCUGAAAAGAACUUGGCGGCUAUGGCUGACGCGCUUCACAAAUUUCUCUCAGACAAGCCUGUUGGCAAAAUGGAGCUGACAGCUCUCGAGAAGGUUAAACGUCUCUCGAAAGAUUUCCUGGGACAAAAGGAGCUUAGGCGCCAUCCAUUCGUUAAAGAGUUGCUGAGGAGGUUCGAUGAGCCCAUGAAUAAAACCGACGCUAUGGAAUUAAACCACUUGUACUCUGUGAACCGAAGUGAUUACGUGAAUGUCGUGGAGGCCGAAGGUAUCGAACCUGAGGACAUCGCAAGGAGCAUUGGUGAGGUUCUGCAUGCUACUAAAAAUUUGUUGGAUGAUAUAAAAAACCCUGACCAAUACAAGUCUGCUUACAGUUCGGACGCAACGUGGGAUGCAUCAUGUUCGGAGGAUCCGGAGGCUUGCGCAGUGGUCCUCGUCGGGAUUGCGCCGAUGUUAGAAGCGGGUCUACGUUCGUUGCGCUACGUGAGCAGAGCUGCAGGCGGGUAUUUGUCAAAUAAUAAUAAAAAGCAGCGUUUGGAAAAGCUAAUGAAGGCCCUGGGUUACGACGAGCCAGAAUGCCGCCCUGACGUGAGCGCCACAUCUAUCUUCAAGGCGUCGAAGAAUGUGAGUUUCCGAAUGCUGGGCACGCUAUACGACCUCGCUGGCUUCUGGGCUUUCUAUUGA